AUGCUGACAGAAACCACAGCAGAAUUCAAGCCCCAACUAGAGGAACUCAGAGCCACCUUACAGAGAAUAACACCGAUCAUCGAAGAGACGGUGAAACUGAAACGGGAACUAGAUCAUUCAGAGCUAGAGUGUAAGAUGUUCAUAGAUGAAGUCCAAAAGGCAGAAGAACUUAUCACCAGAUGUUCGAAAGUAAAGAGGGAUCCGACCAAGAUGUUCCUUUACUCACGGGAGCUAAAAAAUUUCAAGAUUAAGUUGGUAAACUUCUUUCAAGUUGGAGUUCAAGCAAUUCAGAUUCGGGACAUUAUGCAGACUCUUGCAGUGGUGAACGACAUCAAAUCAAAACUGGAUCGUAUGUAUGUGGAUUCAAGAGAUUCGAAACAUAGAACAAGAUUGGUUGGUAGUCAUAGUGGAUCUGAAAGUGUAGAACGAAAAAAAUAUGGUUGGCAAGUUCCCGGACUUCAAAGUGGAAUCGUGGCAUUUGACGAGCCACUGGAGAAGCUGAAGGCCGAGGUUGUUUCUGAUAUUGGUGUUGAUGAUCGUUUGGUGCUGGUUGUCGAGGCUCCAGGUGGAUGUGGGAAGACUACUUUGGUGAAAAUGCUAUGCCAUGAUGCUGAAAUUCGAGAAAAUUUUGGGGAGAAUAUCUUCUAUGUGACAGUUUCAGAAACACCCGACUUGAUGGUGAUUGUCAGUGAUCUGUUUAAUCCAAAUCCCUCCACCCCGCAGCUUCAGUUUCAAGGCAAGGAAGACGCAAAGAUCAAGUUGGACAACUUUUUGAAUAAGAAAGCAUCAGAUCCUAUGCUUCUAGUAUUAGAUGAUGUUUGGUCUGCUUCGUUUAUUGAAGAACUCUUUCCAUCCAAGAUCAGAGGACACAAAAUUCUGGUCACAUCUAGGACUGCUUUUCCGAAAUACAAGACCUUCAGAUUUGAGCCUUUGAAUGAGGAAGAUGCCAAAACUCUCUUUUGCGAUUCAGCAUUCACUAAAGGAGGGAGUAGACCUAGUCCAACUAUUAGUGAUCAUCUUGUGAAUCAGAAACAUCCCCUCACCCUUUUGGUGGUUGGCCGAUCCUUAAAUGGGAAGAAUGAUUUAGCUUGGAAAUCUAUGCUAGGAAAGCUGUCUCAAGAAUGUUUCUUGGAUUUGGGGCUAUUCCCAGAAGAUCAAAGGAUCCCCGUUAGUACCCUCUUGAAUAUGUGGGUGCAUUUGUACAACCAUGAUGACGAUGGUGUUGAUACCAUGGACACCAUCCUUGAGCUUUCCUAUAGAAAUCUUGUCGAUCUUAUGGCCAAAGGUUUUGGGAAUGAUUUAGGAGCAACGGUUACCUUUUGUGACCAGCAAUUCGUGACACAACAUGAUUUGAUGAAGGAACUUGCUAUUCACUUGAAUAACAAACUACCUUUAGCACAAAGGAGUAGAUUGUUUAUUGAUGCACGAGGAGAAGAUUUGCCUGCAUCAAUUGUAAAAAUCCAAGAAGCUAUGCAAGCCCGCAUAUUGUCCAUUUCCACAGGAGAAUCAUUCUCCUCGCGAUGGUGUGACAUGAAAGUCCCAGACCUCGAAGUUCUAAUCUUAAACUUAAUGUCAAAAACAUACACUUUACCCCAUUUCUUAGCAGCAAAUCCAAAAUUAAAGAUUCUAAACAUCACAAACAACAGAUUAUACCCUACAGAAUUCAGCAAUUUUGAUUUCCUUGGCGCUUCUUACAAUCUAACAAGAAUUAGGCUCGAACGUGUAGUAAUAAGUCCAUCCAUUUUAUCACUCAUAAACUUGCAAAAAGUAUCCUUCAUAAUGUGCAACAUUGGCGACCCUUUCAAGAACCUCAUUACCAACACCCCAAAUAUCUGGCCACAGUUAGUUGAACUCGAGAUCGAUUACUGCCAAGACUUGGUCAAAUUCCCGGGGACAUUAUGUAACAGUGUCCAUCUCAAGAAGAUUAGCAUCACAAACUGUAAUGAGAUGCGUGGCUUUUCUGAAGAAUUUGGGGAUUUGAUUAAUUUGGAAAUGUUUGGUCUUCGUUCUUGUAUGAAAUUGAAGAAAUUGCCUGAAUCGAUAUGGAGACUUAAAAACUUGAGUGUUCUUGAUAUUUCAGAUUGUACUUUUGUGACUGAUUCCUGAAUCAAUAAAGAGUCAAGAAAUUAUGGGAACAAAUUGCAGAUUAUUGUUACUUUAUGAUUAUAA
Messenger RNA from Lactuca virosa, 2169 nucleotides. Lineage: Eukaryota; Viridiplantae; Streptophyta; Magnoliopsida; Asterales; Asteraceae. The record is from the annotation of a GenBank genome assembly.